This is a messenger RNA of Otolemur garnettii (small-eared galago), 1432 nucleotides long. RefSeq names its product Kruppel like factor 14 (gene KLF14). Bases 1 to 939 code for a protein of 312 amino acids. The record is from RefSeq and is a predicted model, not a curated record. Gene Ontology annotation, molecular function: DNA-binding transcription factor activity, RNA polymerase II-specific; RNA polymerase II cis-regulatory region sequence-specific DNA binding. Lineage: Eukaryota; Metazoa; Chordata; Mammalia; Primates; Galagidae. Gene Ontology annotation, biological process: regulation of transcription by RNA polymerase II. The transcript has a single exon.
AUGUCGGCAGCCGUGGCGUGUCUGGACUACUUCGCCGCCGAGUGCCUGGUGUCCAUGUCCGCGGGUGCCGUGGUUCACCGCCGCCCGCCGGACCCCGAGGGCGCCGGCGGAGCCGCAAGCUCAGAGGUGGGUGCGGCGCCACCGGAGUCCGCUCUGCCGGGUCCGGGGCCACCGGGGCCCGCGUCUGUCCCCCUGCUCCCCGCCCCUAGCCCCGGCGCGUGCAGCGCGGCGCCCCACCUGCUGGCUGCAAGCGUCUUGGCUGAUUUGCGCGGCGGCUCUGGGGAGGGCUUCGGGGAGAACUCGGGGGAAGCUCUGCGAGCCUCGUCCGGCUCCUCUGACCCGACCCGGUGCUCCAGCCCGACCCCGCGCUCUGAGUCGUCUCCAGCCUCCAGCGCAGCUGCGGUCUCCGGACCCGCGAGCUCCCCCGAUGCACCCUCGGUCCUGGGCGAGCCCGCAGCCUCUGGGGGGGGUUCGGGAGGGGCCCCAGGGCCUGGCCCCGCCCCCGCCGCGGGUCAGGUGCUCCGGAGGAGGCCUGUCACACCUGCUGCCAAGCGACAUCAAUGCCUCUUCCCGGGAUGCAACAAAGCUUAUUACAAGUCAUCGCACCUCAAGUCCCACCAGCGUACCCACACGGGGGAGCGCCCUUUCUCCUGCGACUGGCUCGACUGCGACAAGAAGUUUACGCGUUCCGACGAGCUGGCCCGCCACUACAGGACGCACACAGGCGAGAAGCGCUUCUCCUGCCCCCUCUGCCCCAAGCAGUUCUCCAGGAGCGACCACCUGACCAAACACGCUCGCCGCCACCCAACCUAUCAUCCCGACAUGAUUGAGUACCGGGGGCGACGUCGCACUCCACGUGCCGACCCUCAAGCCUCAAGUGUGGUGGAAAGGUCCGACUCCAGCCCCAGCCAGGCGCCCAGCCGCAGCACAUGCCUGUAGGACAGUCAACUGCUUUCAGUACCCUAAAGGACGGUCCCCCAGGCUAUUUUCCCUGCUUUCUCUCUGCGCAUCCCUCUUUUCCAGAGUCAUUAGAUCAAGGCACAGACUGGUUCCUCGCUCGGAUGGUGGGUCCAGGCAGGCAUGUUGGACUCUGGGGAGGGACUGGGGGCCAGAAACUAGCAGAAAUUCUUGCGACACGCUUACCAUCCUAAAAGGGAGGAUUGCCUCAAGACAGCCCCAGGAACUGGUGAGAAUGGAUGAACUCUGGUACUCUUCAUAGUACUGAAGAUCGUCCCCCUCCCUGGGACCAGGGAUGUGAAACUGGAAUUCUCAGAUGCCUGAGGAGCUCCCAGUCUCAAAGUACUCUGGUGUCUCACCCACCCACCAGGGCGGACCUUGGACAGGGUGUCAAGGGUGGCAGUCUUGGAAAUGUCCAGGACUGGGAUUGAUGAGAGGCCUUUGGAAACAGAAAUUAUUUCUAUUUCUGUAAACA